AUGACAGAUAACUAUCACUAUAAACUGCAACAGGAUCAUUAUCCUGAGCCAGAAUCUCAAAUUCGGAAGGCUAAUGGCAAAUUAACUCAAGUAAUUCAAAAUUUCUUUACUAAAUCAGCAUUAGUAGUACUUCAAUCUCGAACUCUUAGUGAAGCAAGUGCCAUUGAAAUACUUGCUAAUGCUGAAGAUGGAGCCAAGAUUAAUAAAUGGUUUAAUAUAUAUACAAGUACAACCCAAGAUUUACCAAGAGAAGAUAUUAAAAUUUGGAAGAAUUGUAAUGAAUUGUCGGUCAUACCGCCAAUGAUUAUAGAGACUCAUCUUGAUUUACGACAACUUACUGCUAGUGAAACAUUAGUAUUACGUGAUGAUACUGAUAAUCCAUGGACAGUAACUAAGGGAGGAUCUAAAAAAUUAGAAGUUGUAUUAGAACGAUGGUGUAUAGAAUUUGAUUCAUCUCAAGUAUCAGGAACUACAAUAGAUGAAUUACCAUUAAUUUAUAAGAGAGCCAUUGUAUUACUUCGAAGUAUUUAUGGAUUCCUUCGUAUUAUGCCAGCAUUUAAAUUAAAAAAACUUAUGAGUCAACAUACUAAAUUAACUAAAUUACUGCUCAUUAAUCGUAUCCUUGAUGGAUCUCUUCCUAUAAGUUCUAAGGGGAGAAUAGGAUUAUCCAAAUCGAUUAUUCCUCAUCAAAUGUUGACGACUGAGUCUCAUUUGGAACAAAAGCAUUUCCAACCUAUUCAAACAAGUUUGGGUAGUCUUAAGGUAUCGGUAGCAUAUCGUAAUCAUUACGAAUUCGAUCUUAUUGACAAUGAAGAAGUCUUAUCAUCUGCCUUUCUUACUAUGGACUCUGGCCAUGGACCCAGAGCCAAGUUUGAUAUAGAUCAUAUUGAUCAUAUUGAUCACAACACAGGAGAACAAGAACAACAAGAAGAUGAAGAUCGAGAACCAGAAGAACAAGAAGAACAAGAAGAAACUAAAAUCAAUAAACGACUCUCCAUCUCCAGUGCAGUAUCCAUGUCUGUAUCUCCAUGUUCCAGUGCAAAUCGAGAGAUGUUACGAGAGAACUCUCCCGGUACGAAGAAACAACAACGACCAUCUAUUCAACCAUUUAAAGUAGGCUUUAUUGGAAAUUCUCCACCCCCUAUUGGUAGUGGAGGUUCCUCCUUAGAAAGGAAAGUAUCUAUUACUAGUAAUAAGUCUACGUCCAAUGCAUCAUUGGCUGCUACUUUAAGAAAUCCAAGAAGUAGUACUUCCUUAAGUCAUACAGCCACUAUCCCUAUCAGUACUGCUACUAAUUCUAAUGCAGCAGGAAUAGGUGGCGUAACUGUAGGCUCAAUUCCUCGAUCCAUCUCGUCAUCUCAUGGUUCAACUUUACCUCAUGAUGAUACAGGAUUUACGGAUAUAAAUUCCAAUUCCAAUUCCAACACUCCACGAUUCUCAUCAUCCUUUGGAUCUAGAGCCAGUAGAAGGUUUUCUAAUACAAGUAUUAAACAAAGUACCCCUAUGGCCAAUAGUAAUACUGGUGGUGGUGGAGGUGGUGGAACCAGUACUACUAUAUCUCAUGAUAUAUUAGGGACUAGUGCUGGACUGACCAAUUCAACAGGAGGAGCUCCAUUAAGUGGACUUUAUAUGGAUGAUGAUAUUAAUGAUUUUGUAAGAAUGAUUGAUAGUACUACAGAUCUUCGAUUCUCUUCUUCGUCUUAUAAUGCAACUAAUAGUGGAGUAGGGGUAGGAAUUCUUGGAGCUAUUGGUAGUGGGAGUGGACAAUCAGCAAAUGCAAGUGAUACUUUAAGUAGAUUCCAAUCACUUAGAAGUCAACAUCAGCAAUUAGGAGAGAGUGUUCAUGCUAGUUUGAAUUUACAUUCUGCUACUGCUAGUGGAAUUGGAAUUGGGAUGGGUGGUGGAGUUAGUGGAUCACGAGGUUCAAGUCGUAAGAGUUCACAUUCUAUGGCUUCUCCACCAGCAUCAAUUCCUUCCAUUAGUUCUCGAUUAAAGGAAAGAUCUCCUUCAACAGGAACUCCAAGUGGAACUGGUACAGGAUCUGGUGCUGGAACUGGAACAGGAACAGGAGCAGAGACUUCGUAUUCUGGAUCUCCUAUGCUUGUUCCACCUCCAGCACCAAUAGCCAAUGAGAUUAGAAGAUCCUUAUCGCCAGAGAAGAGAUCUGAUAGUGGUAAUAGUACAUUUUUGAAGUCUUCAUCAUCAGCUACACCGGUUGUUUCAAGAGCUACAGUUCAUGCCAAUACUAAUUUACAUCAAGAGACUGACAGUGUUAGAGGUAUGGCCACAACUCCAUCGGUUUACAAAAAGAGUAUUCGGUAUGAGAAUGUGUUUGAUGAAGAUGAUGACGAUGAAGAUAACAGUGAAUCCGAUAAUACUAAGACUGAGGAAGUAUCUAAACAAGAACAUGAAGAGGAACAUGAACAUGAACAACAUGAACAACAUGAACAAGAUCAACAAAAGGCCCAUUCCACCAUACAGAAACAGCAUGAGGCAGAUGAUCAUCAUUUGCAUCAUCAUUUACAUCAACACCACCAUCAUCACCAUCACAACUCUCAACCUGAUGAUUUCGAAGAUGAUGACUUGCUCUUUACAAUGAGUGAUAUGAAUUUAACUAAGAAUUAA
Molecule: messenger RNA, 2625 nt
Organism: Scheffersomyces amazonensis
Lineage: Eukaryota; Fungi; Ascomycota; Pichiomycetes; Serinales; Debaryomycetaceae
Product: serine/threonine protein kinase regulatory subunit
Exons: 1
Coding region: 1-2625 (874 amino acids)
Biological process (GO): protein localization to phagophore assembly site; mitophagy; piecemeal microautophagy of the nucleus
Cellular component (GO): phagophore assembly site; Atg1/ULK1 kinase complex; cytosol
Source: RefSeq, a predicted model, not a curated record